AUAUACAAGCCAAUAGCCCCUCGUAGUCGCAUUGCAAGUGUCGCGGAACCCAAAUUCCUUCCGCCUUUGUCUUCAACUGCGUGAAGGAGAGAUUCGUUGUUUGUGAGGGACAGUAAUGGAGUACGGUUCAGUCUCUGACCCGAGUAAGUCCACGUUUUCUAUCAUAGAUGAAGAUCAUACCUUGGCAAACACUGUCAGAUUCACCUUAAAUCAAGACCCAAGAGUGGCAUUUUGUGGGUACAGCAUUCCUCAUCCGUCAGAGAAUCGUGUUAAUAUCAGAGUCCAGACAACAGGAGAUCCAGCAUCCGAGGUAUUAAAAGAUGCAUGUCAAGAUCUGAUGCUUAUGUGCCGCCAUGUUAGGAGCACUUUUGAUAAGGCAGUCAAUGAUUUUAAAAAGCAGCAAGGCUAGGAUAAAAUGGACACGCCGAGUUGUAUACUGGCUAUGGUUUCAAUUUGUUUUAUGUUGAUUUUACUUUGCGUCAUUGUUCUCCAUAGUUGGGUAUGUAAUUGUUGGUAGUGAACUUAUCUGCCAAUCUUUUAUUUUGCCCAUGUAACAGAUACACUAAAAUAUGAUGAGCAGGAAAAGGUAUGUGCCAAAAUAGUAUUCGUAAUCAGUUUUGGAAUAUACUUCAGAAAGCAAACUUCAUUCCUGAAA
Molecule: messenger RNA, 655 nt
Organism: Vigna unguiculata (cowpea)
Lineage: Eukaryota; Viridiplantae; Streptophyta; Magnoliopsida; Fabales; Fabaceae
Biological process (GO): transcription by RNA polymerase III; transcription elongation by RNA polymerase I
Cellular component (GO): RNA polymerase III complex; RNA polymerase I complex
Molecular function (GO): DNA binding; protein dimerization activity
Source: RefSeq, a predicted model, not a curated record